This is a messenger RNA of Mucor velutinosus, 378 nucleotides long. It is a transcript of the gene APN2, whose product is annotated as Class II abasic (AP) endonuclease. Bases 1 to 378 code for a protein of 125 amino acids. The record is from RefSeq and is a predicted model, not a curated record. NCBI's taxonomy places the organism in Eukaryota, Fungi, Mucoromycota, Mucoromycetes, Mucorales, Mucoraceae. The transcript has a single exon.
AUGCCUCGUACAUUAUCUAUCUUUCACAACCCACGUUGCAGCAAAUCUCGCAACGCACUAGCUUAUCUUGAAGAAAACAAAGAUAAAUACGAUUAUCAAGUGCAAACUAUCCUGUAUCAAAAGGAGGCCAUGACGCGAGACCAAUUAAUUCAGUUGGUAGAGUAUCUAGGCUUGAAUAAAGACAACGAUGAUAGCGCAUGGAAGAUCUUGCUCAGACCAGAAGCUCAACAGCUCGUUUCCUCUUGGGAUGAAACACUGGAUCUCUUGGUCGAGGAACCCAAGUACCUUGAACGCCCCUUUGUCGUUGAUUUUGAGCAUAAAAAGGCUGCUUUAGGCAGACCCAACCUCACUGAUGUGGAGGCACUUGUCCGUGACUAA